Messenger RNA from Cydia strobilella, 6105 nucleotides. It is a transcript of the gene InR, whose product is annotated as insulin receptor-like. Gene Ontology annotation, molecular function: insulin receptor activity; insulin receptor substrate binding; ATP binding. Gene Ontology annotation, biological process: positive regulation of kinase activity; positive regulation of MAPK cascade; cell surface receptor protein tyrosine kinase signaling pathway. The record is from RefSeq and is a predicted model, not a curated record. Gene Ontology annotation, cellular component: plasma membrane; axon; insulin receptor complex. NCBI's taxonomy places the organism in Eukaryota, Metazoa, Arthropoda, Insecta, Lepidoptera, Tortricidae.
CUACACUUCAGUCGUUCGCGCGCGCCUUUUGCGAUAACUCAUAUAUAUAUGUUGUUCGCUCAUUAUCGCGUGCUGUGUUUACAAUACUGUGUUGUUAUUACGAAGAUUAAGCAGUGAUCAGUGUCAGUGACGGAGAGUGAAAAAUUGUACACCAUUUAGUGAAAGGAUUAUUUGUGCACCGUUGGCGAUCGGCGAGACAGCCACGGCAAACGCCGAGCUCAGCUCGGGUCAUGUGGUCGGCGCGGUCAAGCGCCGGCGCGGCGUAAUGCGCGGGCGCGAGCUAGCGGGCCGGGUGGCGUGCUUGCUGCUGCUGACAUGCGCGGCACACGCCACGGCCACCGACGUGGCUGCCCAAGAAGUAUGUCAAUCGAUGGACAUCAGGAACAACCCGGAGUCCAUGCAGAAGCUGAAAGGUUGCCGCAUCAUCGAGGGACAGCUCAGCAUCGUCCUGAUGGAGCAUGUCUCUCCCAAAUACCACAAUAUGACCUUUCCCGAACUGUACGAGGUCACCGGCUACAUCCUGAUCUAUAGAAUGCAACACGUCGGCAACCUCGGUGACCUGUUCCCCAACCUGUCCGUGGUUCGCGGGCUACAGCUGUACAAAGACUACUCAGUCGUAAUCUUUGAUAAUGAGAACCUUGUGUCCCUGGGCCUUCGGUCGCUGACGCACAUCGAGCGGGGCUCGGUGCGCAUCCAGCACAACGACCGGCUGUGCUACGUCAACACCAUAGACUGGAGCAAGAUCAUGGGCGAGAGAGCUGAGAACAACGUUAUAAAGGGUAACUACGACAGCCGACUGUGCGGGCUGUGUCCUGACGCCCAGGGCCGCGACCGCGACCCACGGCACUCCGGCUCCUGCCCCGCCGACGACAGCGGCCGGCUGCUGUGUUGGAACGAAAAACAUUGCCAGAAAGUCCGUCUCUUCAAUGAGGUACCCGACCUUUUAUUAGAUCAUCACCCCUCCAAGCCUGACCGCUUUUACCUGCUCCUGUACCGCCGCUGUGUAAGCGAGUUGGAGUGCCGCGCCAUGAAGCCGCUGAACGACGACGCCAGCAACCGGCAAGAGAACAUCCUGGCGUACAAGACGCUAAACGACUCGAAAGAGGGCGCGAAGUGCGUCUACAUCUGUCCGGGCGGAUUCCAGGAGUCUGGCGAUACGAAAAGAGCGGAGUGCGUGCGGUGUCCCGCGUCGGGGUGCAGCCGGCAGUGCAGCGGCGGCAACAUCGACUCCGCCGCCGCGGCCGACCGCUUCCGCGGUUGCACCAUCAUCAACGGGGACCUCACCAUUUCGCUGCCGGCCACCGGCAACAUCGUGGCUAUCCUCGAAGCGGCCAUGAGCGACGUCCAUGAGAUCCGAGGACGGCUCAAAAUAUUCCAAUCUAUGCCGCUAGUUUCGCUCACGUUCCUAGACAAGAUCGAACGGAUCAUCGCCAAUCCUAAAGCUAACAGCACCGAAGCGUUAACGAUAUACAACAAUCGCAAUUUGGAACUACUGUGGGACUGGGAAAAGCGGAAGGCCCAAAACAAGACGCUGGAGAUCAGGGGGAAGGUGGUCAUACAGUUUAACCCCAAACUGUGCCCCAGCGAGAUCAAUAUGCUUAAAAACAUCCCUUACAAGAACGAGCCCAAUAUCGAAAAUGAUAAUGGCGAUGAGGCGUUUUGCAACCAGGAAGUCCUCACGCUGGCGCCGACCCGCUUCGAAACCGACAGAGUGGUCCUCAGCUGGAACCCCUACUGCGUCCCGGAUUCUCGCAAACUCCUCGGCUACUCUCUCUACUACAUCAUGACCGACCGUAACGUCACACUUUAUGAACAGCGCGACGCCUGUUCUGACACAUGGAACGUGAUCGACUUCGCCAUCGAAGACAACCGCACGUCGCCUCUGAGCGGCUGCGACCGGCAGAUGCUGUUCAAAGUAGUCGCCAACCUCAUUCCGGAUACGAGAUACGCGGCCUACGUGAAAACUUUCACCACGCGCAUGGAUAACACCAAGGGGGCGCAAAGCCCUAUCAUAUACUUCAAAACUUUACCUGGACGUCCCAGCCCGCCCACGGUGACGGUGCGCGAGGACUCGCGCGCGCAGCACAACGUGACCGUGGUCGUGAUGCCCCCCGUGCGGCCCAACGGCACCAUCAUCGAGUACGUGGUGGAGGUGCAGGCCAACAGCUACAACCUGCCCAAGAUCAUGGCCAGCAGCAUCGACUACUGCAGCAAUCCGAGCCUGCUAGCCAACAUCAUAGCCGCGAAAUCUGAAGUGCCGCAAAAGGACGAGACGUCGAUGACGGGCGACGCGAAGAACGGCACGUGCCAGUGUCGGGAGGACACGGAGCGCUACACCAAGUUCGACUCGCGGGCGGAGCAGGAUCGCAUGGACACCAUCGCCUUCGAGAAUGAUCUCCAGAACUUGGUGUACGUCAAACAAACGAAAACAACAAAAUCCAAGCGCGAGACCAGGAUUCGGCGGUCGAUCGACAACACCGUCGUGAGCAGCAUGCUCGUCAUCGUCACGCCCCCUGAAGGCGGUCCCGACACCAUCUGGAAGGAAAAUAGCACAGACCUCGAAGGCUUUCUACGCACACAACACUACUCACUGCCAGGCUCUGCGCGCGAAUUGACCAUCGAGAAUCUGCGUCACUUCUCAUGGUACACCGUCAACCUGUGGGCAUGUCGUGCUCAGCACCCCAACGAGACGGUCACGGAGUUCAAGAAGACACGUUGCUCCGAACGCGCCUUCUACACCUUCCGGACCACUGAGCUGACUUCCGUGGACAUGGUCAGCAAAGUGCGAGCGUACGAGCUGCCGUCAAACAUGACGCUCCCGGAUGUGAACGUGACGUGGGACCCGCCCGUCAACCCCAACGGCUUCGUCGUGGCCUACUCCGUGUUCCUGGUGCCUGUGGAGGACAAUACGAAGAUGCAGUACGGGGUGAAAAACCAGCGUUGCGUGCCACAAACGGACUACGAGAGUAACGGGCGUGGAAUAGUGUUCCACAACAUGUCGCCCGGCAACUACAGCAUCACGGUCACGCCCAUCACCGUCAGCGGCGCCGGGAACGCCUCACAUCCAUUUUACUUGUUCAUUGCGGAGCGUGCUGCGGAAACCGGCUACGAAUGGAUCUGGGGAGUGGUGGGCGGCAUCCUCAUAGUAGUGCUAGUGCUGGCCGGCGUCGCUUGGUACGCGCGGCGCGGCCUGCUGCUGCCCGCCGAGGGCAACAAGCUGUUCGCGUCCGUCAACCCGGAGUACGUGUCCACGGUGUACGUGCCCGACGAGUGGGAGGUGCCGCGCGCCAACAUCGAGCUGGUGCGCGAGCUCGGACAAGGGUCCUUCGGCAUGGUAUAUGAAGGCAUAGGGAUAGGCAUUGAAAAAUUAAAACCAGAAACUCGAUGCGCUGUGAAAACUGUCAAUGAACAUGCAACUGACAGGGAGCGUAUCGAGUUCCUGAACGAGGCUUCAGUGAUGAAGGCGUUCGACACGUUCCACGUGGUGCGGCUGCUGGGCGUGGUGUCCCGCGGACAGCCCACGCUGGUGGUCAUGGAGCUGAUGGAGCAUGGGGACCUCAAGACCUACCUGCGCUCGCACCGCCCCGACUCCGACAACUCGCUGCCCAAGAAGGAGUCGGCCGGUCCACCGCCCACUUUGCAGAACAUACUGCAGAUGGCUAUAGAAAUAGCCGACGGUAUGGCUUACCUAUCGGCCAAAAAAUUUGUGCACCGCGAUCUAGCGGCGCGCAACUGUAUGGUCGCCGGUGACCUCACGGUCAAAGUGGGGGACUUCGGCAUGACCAGAGACAUUUAUGAGACUGAUUAUUAUAGGAAAGGCUCAAAGGGCCUGCUACCCGUUAGGUGGAUGAGUCCCGAGAGCUUAAAAGAUGGGGUGUUUUCAAGUAGUAGUGACAUUUGGAGUUUCGGGGUCGUCUUAUGGGAGAUGGCCACGCUCGCCAUGCAGCCAUAUCAGGGUCUGUCGAACGAGCAAGUGCUGCGCUACGUGGUGGAGGGCGGCGUGAUGGAGCGGCCGGAGCACUGCCCGGACCGGCUGUACGAGCUGAUGCGCGCGUGCUGGGCGCACCGGCCGCAGCAGCGGCCCACGUUCCUGCAGCUCGUCCACGACCUCUCCUCCACGGCCGCGCCCUACUUCCGCCACCGCUCCUUCUUCCACACGCCGCAGGGACAGGAGCUCUUCGCGCUGCAGCGGACUGCUCAAGAGGAGGAGCAGGAGCUGCCAGGCGUGAACGUGGGCGCCGUGGCGACGGGGUCGGGCUCCAACCUGUUCGGCGUGUCGGGCCGCCUGGCGUCGUGGGUGCGCGAGCUGUCGUCGCUGCGCUCGCACGCGUCCGACGACGCGGCCGCCGAGCCGCUGCAGCCGCCGCUCAAGCUGCAGUCCGGCGACGGCGGCGACGGCGGCGGCGGCGGCGGCGGCGGCGGUCCCAACGGCGUGCUGCGCGACGAGCGCUACACGCGCGACCCCGCCGCCACGGGCUGCUAGCGCCCGCCGCCACCCGCGCCCGCCCAACCGCAUCUACCUCCGGUCCGUCGGCCGAGCCGACCGACUUCGAAUCCUAGCCGUAAGCGUAGUUAGCGAAUUAUUCGACGAGCCGCCGAACCCGCGAGUGCGCGUCCGCGUCGCUGUAUAUAUUUUUAAACGAUCGUCGAUUGUGCGUUUCGAGUCGAGCUAUUAUUAUUGUUGUUGUCGUGCGUUGCGGCGCCGCGCCGCGUCGCGCCGCCCGAAGCGGUCCGCUUCGUGUCGCGCGAACGCUCCCGAUUAAUUUUUAUUUAUAGUGUAAAUUUAUAUAUUUAAGGGAAAGUUCUUAAAUCUUCUCUGCAUUUAUAACUGUAAUUUAUUGCAUACGGAGUGUGCCGACUUGCAGAGGCGACGUUAUCUAGAAUAAAAUCUAGUUAAUUAUUUCGUUAAUUAAGGUUUCGUUACUGACGCGACGAUUCGUCGACCCGCGUCAGACGACUCGUUUUCAUAUCAGGAAAUUAAUAUUUUUGGCGAUAUUUAAGCCGGUCCGUCGACGGACGCGAAUCCUAUAUAGUUUACCUCAAUCAAUAGUUGUAUCGGUGUCAUAUUUGACAUAGCCUAUUAAUGUUAAGUUUAUCGAGUAAGAUGUAAUUUUUAUAUUAUUGUGUAGGUGUAAGAUGGUGUACUAGUUGUGUUAUUAAUUUCCUGAUAUCGAACCCCCGGCCGCCGUGCGCCGUGCGCGACUGCCGCGACUCCACUAUAUUGACGCAACAUCUUUGGGAUGUUUCUUGUUACGCUAUACAUCAUUAUUUCUGCAUCUUGUGCUUUUUGUUGUUAUAAGUGACCAAAGUGACCAAUAUUUUCCCGCCCAUACUGCUAUGGAAGUUAUGUAAAUUGAUAAUUACUAGAAUAUUCAAGAUGUCAUAAAAGGUUUGUUCAAACAAAUUGUUCUAAUAAUUUAAUAUUGUAAUACUCAUUGUCUGAUCCUUAGUUUUUCAUUAAAUUAAUGAUAUCUAUGGAAUAUAAUGUGUUCAAUCGGAUUUACCAGUAAAGACUUGAAAUAUAAUUAUUGUUACUUAUUAUUUGUUAUAAUAAUAGUUCAGAUUAUAGCCGUAUGUAUUGACAUGAAUAAAUCUGCCCAUGUAAUUAUUAAUAAUUUCCAGGAUAUAAUAUAUAUGUACAUUUAUGUAAAUAGUUACUAUGAAAACAAUGUGUUCUAUAUCAAUUAUACAAUAAACAUUAUUGUAAUUUAUAUUCAUCUUUAUAUAGUAAUUGUGUUAAUAUUGUUGCAUAUGAAAAUUUACAUAAUGUACAGUAAGUAAGUCGCAUCGUGCAGCACUAAUGUAUCGUAAACAACUCGCUCUCUGCUCAGAACGUGCGCGUGCCACUGCCAACAGAGCGUACUAUAUGUCGAGAGGUACUACGACACCGUUUAAUAUAUAUAGCAGCUGUUUCAUUCGCACGUUUUGAGCAGUCUGCUUUUAAUUGUAGUCGCACGGUGAUCCUCUGUUUGUCGGAUAUUUUAUUAACUUAAGUUUAUACGAAAUUAUAAAUGCGACAGAACAGAGGACGGGCGCAUUAAUCAAUGUUUGUAUCAGAAUAAUGUGGACUUGCAUAAAUGUAAUUUGAAUAGCAAUGCAAAACAA